Nelumbo nucifera (sacred lotus) is the source of this 2523-nucleotide messenger RNA. RefSeq names its product protein VAPYRIN-LIKE-like. Gene Ontology annotation, molecular function: protein binding. The record is from RefSeq and is a predicted model, not a curated record. Lineage: Eukaryota; Viridiplantae; Streptophyta; Magnoliopsida; Proteales; Nelumbonaceae.
AUACCAUUAGCGAGAGAGCGAGAAUCUGCUGACCAACAAACGCUGGCCACAUCCGUCUGCAUAAACAUCACAGUCGUACAUUGUGAAUAUCUCCCCCCGUUAACAGGAAUAAAUGGUAUAAGAAAGAGAUGUGCGGCACGGCAUGUAGAGGUGUGCACAGUAACACAACGUUAAGUGCUCAGCAAAUACGGCUCCCAAACAACCCGGUGAAGACGGUAGUCUGACCGACUUUGUUCUGACUUCAGAGUUGUGUAAGUUGUAACAACUGACAACAGAGAAGAGAAGAAAGCCAAUCAAAUCUCCAAUUUCCCCGCUUUAAUUAUCGUUACAACUUACAAUUCACCGAUUCUAGCCCUCUUGCUGGUUGUUUGUGAUGGGGAGUUUACAACGACUACAGAAAGAACAAAAAUCGUAAGCCAUCAUCAGUUGAGAGAGACAGAGAGAGAGAAUCCUCUGAUCUUAGCUCCGCUUAGUUAGUUCGAGAGAAAAGGGAAACCCCGAUGGACAGACUUGUGAAGGUAGACGUGAAGGAGCUGGAGCUAACCUUCAAUCCAGGACAACGAUGCAGCGCUACCUUCCGGUUAACCAACCUCAUGCACACCAUGUCCGUCGCCGUCUCCCUCACCGCCACCCCACAACCCUCCCUCUUCUCCUUCGCCCAGGCCCAGCAGCAACUGCACCAUCCCUUCUCCAUCCUCCCGCCCCUCUCCUCCUCCCCUUUCUCUCUCCUCCUCUCUCAACUCUCCGACAACCCUCCUCUCUCCUCCCCUUCCCACACCCUCCUCGUCCGCACCUCCAUGCUCCCCACCGGCAAAGCCAACCCCGACGAUUUCCUUCGUAUAUUCUCCAACCCGGGACCCCAAGUCUUUAAGGACGCCGCCGUCCCCAUCUUCUUCGUCGGAAGCCACGUCGCCCAGUUCUUGCUCUCCCCUUUUCGUCCGGUUAAAACCCUCGAAGUCGAUUUUCUCCUCUCCAAAGCGAUCUCCCGGUGCACCGUGUCCCAACUUACGACCCUACUCCGAUCUUCCGUGCGCUGCGGAAACCCUAGUCACGUUUCUACCCUCAUCGAUGCUGGUGGGGAUGUAAACAGUAGGGAUUCCGACGGACAGUCGCUCAUGUCGUUGGCUGUUUCUUCUGGCCACAUCGAUGUUGUUAGGGUUCUACUUGUAUCCGGUUAUCAAAUUGACCAUUCGGCUGAUCGGUUCUUGCACGAAGCGGCCGCCUUGAACCAGAUCGAUUUGAUGGACGCUUUGUACCGGGGCCUUGGCGGGAUUAAUGUGAAUUCCGUUAAUCCAGUUGGUCGGACUCCGGUCCACGUAUCAGCCUCUCAUGGCCACAUCGACUUGCUUGAGUUCUGCUUGUCGAAAGGCGGCAAUCCCGAGCUGGCUGACUCUAACGGGUGGACUCCGCUGCACUGUGCCGCCGCGGACGGACAUGUGAAGUGUGUGGAGUUGCUGUUGGAACAUUCUCGGUAUUCGAAAUACGCGAUGACUAAAGAUGGGAAGACCGCAUUCUCGCUUGCAAUCGAUAAUGGGCACUCGCAUUCAGACCUGCUCGACUUGCUACGUUUGGGUGAUGUGUUGCAGCGGGCGGCAAGGCUGGAUGAUGUACAUGGAAUGAAGAGCUGCCUGGCUCAGGGGGCGAAGGUGAACGGAAGGGAUCAGAACGGGUGGACGCCUCUGCACCGAGCUGCGUUCAAGGGUCGACUUGAGAGUGUGAAGCUGUUACUCAGCCAUGGAGCUGAAGUGGACCUUGUUGAUGAUGCUGGUUACACGCCACUGCAUUGUGCGGUGGAGGCAGGGCAUACAGAGGUGGCUCUGUAUCUGAUUUCGCAUGGAGCCUGUGCGAACCUGAAGAGCUUCAUGUGUCUGUGUUCUCCUAGCAUGGACAAUUUCAAGAAUCAUCCUGCAUCGAUUUCCCUUGGGUGUCGUGAAAAUGAACGACGACCUUGAAUCGACCACAGAUCACCUGCUUGUUAUAAUUCUUCUGUGCAUCAUUCUUUUUCAAUCAGACAAAGAUGCUGACUGCUGACUGCUGAGAGAAAUCUCUAGUGUCGAUCUUCACUCUUCACUCAAGUGAAUUGUAACUGGGACACUGGGUUAUGUCUUGACGCUUAAUUGAGGGCCUGCAGAAGUGUCCUUGUGUAAAAAACUGGGGAAAUGGGAAUCGGUCUCUCUCUCUCUCUCUCUCUUCAAUACAUACAAACACACAGAGGCACAAAAUGAAUUGAAGACACUGAACUUGCAUGUCAGGUUAUCCCCAAGAAACUCCCCGAAAGACCGCAAUACAAUUACUUAUCAGCCUCUGAUAUCACUCUUCACCGGCUAAAACCGUGAAUCACGGCCCUUGAUGUAUUGGUGUAGCCAAACUUUGAAUUGGAUAAAGUGGCGUAAAGUGAAUCACGGCACCAAAGGCCGUGGUUUCACUGUUUUAGCCCAACAAUAUUUCAUGUGAAGAAGCUUCUCUGUUACAGUUCAGUAAUGCCGGUGAAUAGAUAGAUGCUAGAGGAAAGUGCCAUUACCA